Mangifera indica (mango) is the source of this 615-nucleotide messenger RNA. RefSeq names its product histone H3.2. The transcript has a single exon. Gene Ontology annotation, cellular component: nucleosome. The record is from RefSeq and is a predicted model, not a curated record. Bases 96 to 506 code for a protein of 136 amino acids. Gene Ontology annotation, molecular function: protein heterodimerization activity; DNA binding; structural constituent of chromatin. Lineage: Eukaryota; Viridiplantae; Streptophyta; Magnoliopsida; Sapindales; Anacardiaceae.
UAUAAUUAACCCCAAUUCCAUUUUCCAUUCAAACACCUUCUCUAUAAUCUCGAGAAAUAAGUGCAGAGACGCUUUUUCAAUCCUUAUCGUUUGAAAUGGCUCGUACUAAACAAACAGCUAGAAAGUCCACCGGAGGUAAGGCGCCCCGGAAGCAGCUGGCUACCAAGGCCGCUCGUAAGUCAGCUCCGGCGACUGGUGGAGUUAAGAAGCCUCACCGUUUUAGGCCAGGAACUGUGGCCUUAAGAGAGAUUAGAAAGUAUCAGAAGAGCACUGAGCUUCUGAUCAGGAAGCUUCCAUUUCAGAGGCUGGUGAGAGAAAUCGCUCAGGAUUUCAAGACCGAUUUGAGGUUCCAGAGCAGCGCAGUCGCGGCUCUUCAAGAAGCUGCUGAGGCUUAUCUCGUCGGCCUCUUUGAGGACACCAAUCUUUGUGCAAUUCAUGCUAAGAGGGUUACCAUCAUGCCUAAAGAUAUUCAACUUGCUAGGAGGAUUAGAGGUGAGAGGGCUUAGAGAAGUAUUAUAAGUAGAAUUUCUGGAUCUUUGUUGUUUUCUAGGGUUCAUGAUCUGGAAAAAGAAAUGUAAAUCGAUUUGAAAUCUAAUUAAAGUCUUUGUUCUAUCA